UGGGGGUGCCCUAGAAGAUGUGUGCCUAGGAUGCCCAGAAGAGGGACCCCGUGGACCCUGCCCUGCCAGCCACUCCCUUCUCCUCAGGUAUAAGAGCCACCCACCAGCUGCUAUCUGCCGCCAUUCCCUACUCCUGCAGCUCUUCUCACCGUAGAAGCCACCAGCCCAGCCUCUCAAGAUGGCCUUUGUUCCUGCACCAGGCUACCAGCCCACCUACAACCCGACGCUGCCCUACCACAGGCCCAUCCCAGGCAAUCUCAGAGUUGGAAUGUCCAUUUACAUCCAAGGAGUGGCCAGCGAGCAUAUGAAGAGGUUCUUCGUGAACUUCGAGGUGGGGCAGGGCCCAGAGGCAGACGUCGCCUUCCACUUCAAUCCCCGCUUUGACGGCUGGGAUAAGGUGGUCUUAAACACGAGGCAGAACCGCAACUGGGGCAAGGAGGAGAAGAAAAGGAGCAUGCCCUUCAGCAAGGGCGCCGCCUUCGAGCUGGUGUUCAUGGUCUUGGCCGAGCACUACAAGGUGGUGGUAAAUGGGAAUCCCUUCUAUGAGUUUGGGCACCGGAUCCCACUACAGAUGGUCACCCACCUGCACGUGGAUGGCGACCUGCAGCUUCAAUCGAUCAACUUCAUCGGAGGCCAGCCCGCCCCAAGCCAGAUACCCAUGCCUAAUCCGGCAUACCCAGGUCCCGGGCAGUACCACCAAGAGCCAAGUAACCUCCCUACCAUGGAGGGACCCCCAACCUUCAACCCGCCUGUGCCAUUUAAUGGGAGACUGCAAGGGGGGCUUACAGCCCGAAGAACCAUUAUUGUCAAGGGCUACGUACCCCCCACAGCCAAGAGCUUUGUCAUCAACUUCAAGGUGGGAUCCUCAGGGGACCUGGCUCUGCACAUUAACCCCCGGCUGAAUGAGGGCACCGUGGUUCGGAACAGCUUUCUGAAUGGCUUGUGGGGAGCCGAGGAAAGGAAGGUCUCCUACAACCCGUUUGGUCCUGGACAGUUCUUUGAUCUGUCCAUUCGCUGUGGCAUGGAUCGCUUCAAGGUGUAUGCCAACGGCCAGCACCUCUUCGACUUCUCCCAUCGCCUUUCGGCCUUCCAGAGGGUAGACGUGGUGGAGAUCCAGGGUGAUGUCACCUUGUCCUAUGUCCAGAUCUGAUCUAUUCCUGGGGCCAUAACCCUUGGGAACACAGAGGAAGAUCCUGUAGGACUCCUUUUUAAGCCCCUAAUAAAAUGUCUGAGGGUGUCUUGUGAGUGUACACGACCCCAUUCGCCUCCCUCACUGUUCGUUCCUUCUUGGUUCAAUCAUGCACUGUCCAUUCAGCCAUCCAAUCAUCUGUCCAUCCAUCCUCUCAUCAUAAUAAAUCUAGGGCUUUAUGUGUAUGAACCCAUUCACUCCUCACAAUGUCAGGAGGUAGGAACUAUUAUUAUUUUCCAUCUGUAAAUGAUGAGGAGACAGGCAAAGAAAAAUAAAGCUGUUGCCCAAGGUCACAGAGUCCAUAAAUGGCAGAACCAGGAUACAAAUUGAGGUGGUUGGGCUCCCAAGGCUACGUGCUCAACCACUGUACAGCCUGUUGUCCCAUCCACCCUGCAUCCAUCCAACCAAAAGUCCACAUACCCAUUCAACAUCCAACCAUUGAGCCACUCACCAAUCCAUCUAUCCGUCUGUUUGUCCAGCCAUCUUUUCAUCCAUCCUUUCAUCCAUCCACCCAUCCCUUCAUCCCUCCAUCCAUCUAUCUCAUCAUCCAUCAAUCUUUCCAAACAUUCAUCCGAGCAUACGUUCAUCCAUCCAUCUAAACAUUCAACAAUCCAUCCACUCUACCUCUCCAUUUUAGCUGUUCAUCCAUUCAUCAUCCAGCCGUUCACCCAUCCAUCUGACCAUCCAUCCAUUCAAACAUCUAACUACUUAUUUAUUAGUCCAUAUGUCUAUUCACUCAGCCAUCCUUACAUCCAAAUUUCAUUCAUCCUUUCAUCUCUUCACUCCCUCCUUCAUUUGUCUAUGCAGUUCUCUGCCUUCCAGCACAUCCAUCCAUCCAUCCAUUUGUCCAUUUUUUAUCUAUCCAGUCAUCCAUUCUUCUCUUCAUGAUCUAUUCCUCCAUCCAUUUCCAAUUAUUUAUCCAUCCAUUUAUCUCUUCAUCUGUCCACUAACCAUGUGUCAUUCAUUCAAACAUCCUUUUAUCAUCAUCUUUGUGUUGAUUUAAUAAUUUGUUCAUUUAUUUACACUUUCAUGCAUCCAUUUAUUCACUCUUAUUUAUUCACUCACUCGCUUGUUCACAUAUCCAGUCAUUUGUCACUGUCUAUUCAAUUACUCACUCAGUUUAUUGUCUCAUUCAUUCACCUAGUCUAGUUCUUUUUUUUUUUUUUUUUUUCGGUACGUGGGCCUCUCACUGCUGUGGCCUCUCCCAUUGCGGAGCACAGGCUCUGGACGCACAGGCUCAGUGGCCAUGGCUCACAGGCCCAGCCGCUCUAUGGCAUGUGGGAUCUUCCCGGACCGGGGCACGAACCUGCGUCCCCUGCAUCGGCAGGCGGACUCUCAACCACUGCGCCACCAGGGAAGCCCUAGUCUAGUUCUUAAACAGCCCUACGUUGCAGUCCCCUGGGGAGCUUUUAAAAAAUAUUGAUACCUGACCCCAACCCAGACCAUGAUUAGGUUAAACCACAAAAAUGCCAUUUUUGUAGGUUAAAAGUGGUUAAAUAUCAAUAAUUUCAUAUGUUCUAGCCUAGUAAAUCUGUUGUGGGUCCUGGGCAUCAAUAUUUUCAUUGAGUUCUCCAAAUGAUUCUUUGGAUUUGUCAAACAUUGAUCAAAGAUGUUCUGGGGGCCCUCAGACCCUGGAUGGAUGCUGAGGAGGUCAGGAAGGGAGGAGGGCUGACCUGGGCAGCCUCCAGUCUGAGGCAGUCUUCUCCUUCUUCUGGGCUCCCUCCUCCCUUACCGAACAGUCACUGCCCAGGGAUGGCUGUCAGAAGAUACAUCAGUCACGAGCCUAGAGGGGCACAGGGAGAGGGUCCCCUAAAGAGCUGGAGAGGUCAUGGUUUAGUUUUCUAUCACUGUUGCAGUAUGUUUGAAGAAAUAAUGGCUGAAA
Physeter macrocephalus (sperm whale) is the source of this 3071-nucleotide messenger RNA. It is a transcript of the gene LGALS4, whose product is annotated as galectin 4. The record is from RefSeq and is a predicted model, not a curated record. Lineage: Eukaryota; Metazoa; Chordata; Mammalia; Artiodactyla; Physeteridae. Gene Ontology annotation, molecular function: carbohydrate binding. The coding region runs from base 179 to 1150 and encodes 323 amino acids. The transcript is spliced from 10 exons.